AAGAUAAUCUGAAAUGACAAUAGUACCCCCAUCGACGCCAGCGUUGAAAGUCAAAUAGGAGGCAAAUUCCAAACACAUCAGUGCCCCUAAUAGGACCAAUUUUAAUUAUUUACAUGUAAUGACAAAAGUACCCUUCACAAAUUUCUGAGAAACACAGGAGGCAAAUAAAAUAGCUGCUGGCCCUUGCAGGCGUAAAGAAUCAAAGCCGACCAGCAAUUAACACACUGUUCCAUUGCUGUCAUCCACACGGGGAGACCAUAACCUUCCUCUUUCCAAUAUCCCCCUUCCAAUUUCCACCCUCCUUCCCCCUUCCUUCACACGGUAUAAAUUCAUUCACUCUCAUUGUUUCCCUCACAAACCCAAAAACCCAAUACAUCAAAAGAAACAGGAGCUAAUAACAAUCAAUGGCAGGAGUUGGCAAGAGGGCUGUUGAUGAUUUUGAGGAUCUGCUGCCAGAGAUGGCUGACAAGCUUGGCGGGGAGGGCCUGAUCAGAGAGCUGUGCAAUGGGUUCCAGCUGCUGAUGGACAAGGACAAAGGGGUCAUUACAUUGGAGAGCUUGAGGAGCAACUCUGCUCUUCUUGGUCUGCAGAAUUUGAGAGAAGAUGAGCUUGUGAGCAUGAUGAGGAAAGGUGACAUGGAUGGCGAUGGAGCUCUCAACCAGAUGGAGUUUUGCGUUCUGAUGUUCAGACUCAGCCCUGAGUUGAUGGAGGAAUCUUGGAUUUGGCUUGAACAAGCGAUGCAGGGGGAGCAAGAUAAUAAGAGACGUCAAUCUUGAUCGUUUGAUUUGUAUUUUACUUCCAUCUUUUAUUCAUUUUGGAACUGAAAUACAGAGAAAUAACAAACACCUUCUUUUGGUUGUAAUAUUACUUGUUGGUACAUAUUCAUUCGUUUCUCCGAUAA
Prunus persica (peach) is the source of this 901-nucleotide messenger RNA. RefSeq names its product calcium-binding protein PBP1. Gene Ontology annotation, molecular function: calcium ion binding. The coding region runs from base 405 to 776 and encodes 123 amino acids. Lineage: Eukaryota; Viridiplantae; Streptophyta; Magnoliopsida; Rosales; Rosaceae. The transcript has a single exon. The record is from RefSeq and is a predicted model, not a curated record.